This is a messenger RNA of Paralichthys olivaceus (Japanese flounder), 1413 nucleotides long. Lineage: Eukaryota; Metazoa; Chordata; Actinopteri; Pleuronectiformes; Paralichthyidae. The record is from RefSeq and is a predicted model, not a curated record.
CUAGCCUAGCGGCUAACGCUAGUUUCCUGCUGCGACAGGCAGCUGCGGACGCUUCGAGCUGUCCGGUUCUUGGUGCAUCUUUGGUCCUGAGUUGUUUGAAGACUCGGACUCACGCGUCGAGGAAGUAAAAGCUCAAAGACUACACGCUGCUGCGUUAGCAUGAUUAGCUUAGCUGUGUGCUGUGAUUGAAGCGUCUGUCAAAUCAAGCUAGCUGUGGCUUCCUGUGAUAAAUGCAUGCAUGCAAGUGCUGCAGCUAACGACUGUUUUAUCAUCCAUUAACCUGCAGAAUGUUUUCUACACUAAGUGAUUAGUGAAUUGUUCAAUGUUAUGAAGAAAACAAACAAGUCAAACUUCCUCAAGAAUCAGAAGAACAUUACAUCCAGCUCUCAAAUAGAUCAGCUCCCCCCUUUGUUUUUCAUCUGCACCCACAUGAGUAAUCGUUGGUAAGAGAAAAUGAAGGUGAACAAAACGGCGCACGUCAGAGGCCCUGCUAAAUCUCAGAAGUGGAAAGAUGUGAGGGGGAAACGGUGCAGGCCUCCCAUCAGCUCCUCUCAGCUCAACUCGUCUCCUGUCAUCGCCAGGAUGGCAAAAGAGCACCAGGCGACCAUGAAGAAAAAACCCUCGGUCAAGAGACUGCAAACCAAAGCCAAGUCUGUGACUGACUCUAAGAAAAACACUUCACAGCCUGGACAGAAGAAAUCCUACAUUCAGGCUAAUGGAAGUGCAGCAUUUACGAUGGACAAUGAGUCCGAUGACUCACAGGAGUGGAAGGAGUAUUCCCAGUCAGUUCACGGGAACGGCGUGGAGGCCUCGGCUGACGCUCAGGAUGUUCGUCCAGGAAGACUGGAGGGAGAGGCCCUGCAUUACUGUGCGGAGAGGGACGGUCAGCAAAACCGUGCAGUGCUCGUCAUGCAGAUGGAUCAGACCCUGUGUUUCCGUGGGAAGUGCUUCUUGACCUGCCUGUACGGCCGUGUAGAAGUGAUGGGCUUCACUAUUGAAGAGGGCCAGCAGUCGUAUCCGCUCUUCUCCCCAGCCUCACAUUGUCCACUGACCAUUAGAGCAGUAGAAAGUUCUGCUCACACCAGAGAUCACAACACUGAGGCUUCACACAUCCUCCGAAAGUAUCUGUCAUCAGCAUCUCAGAAAAAGUUGCUCAAAAGCAUAACGUCACGCUCUUCCAUCAUCUUACUGGAGCCCAUGGAGACGCCUCUGACGCGGUUUCUGUCGAGUUACACAGAGCUCAAUGAAUUGUUCAGCCCCCCGAUGAGUGAACUUGUGUCGGCCGUUCUUGACACUCCUCUCAAUGGUUUGGGAAUGAUUCCUCUGAUGAGCUCCGUCGAGGGCCUGAAAUUGUCAAGGAGCAACAGAGAUGCUCUCAACACAGUGGUCAGCGCCUGUAAAGGGGACAUGGAU